This is a messenger RNA of Hylaeus volcanicus, 3133 nucleotides long. RefSeq names its product band 4.1-like protein 4. The coding region runs from base 743 to 2989 and encodes 748 amino acids. The transcript has 16 exons. Gene Ontology annotation, cellular component: cytoskeleton. Lineage: Eukaryota; Metazoa; Arthropoda; Insecta; Hymenoptera; Colletidae. The record is from RefSeq and is a predicted model, not a curated record.
GGACGUCCGCGCGUGGAAGGGAGAGAGGGCUCGCGGCGAAGGAAAGGUGAAGGAAAGGAAGGCGCGCAAGGUAAAGGCAUAUCUUGGAUCCUUCGGUUGACUCGGCUCAGUCUGAUCCGAGCCAAGCCACUGCCCUGUUCCCCCGAGCGCGCCUCCGCUCGCCGCGGCUGGAUCCUCACCGCCUUCUGUCCACUCCUGACACGUUCCACGGGUGUCUAAUCCCCGACGGUGUCAUCGAUUGCUGAUCCUAGCUUCCUUCCUUCCUUCGCGUCGGUCUCCACCCUGCGCGGUCGGUUCAAGUCGGCCAGCUUCCGCUCUCGUCGCCAGUUUCGCCCGACAGACGAAAAUCGCCACCUGACAUGUCACAGUGCGCGCACCAGCAACGCGCCGACGACCGUCGCUGGUUCACGCGCGUUCAGUGAGAAACGGAAGCGGACCUGGUCGGUACUCGCUCUUCUCCUCCCCACGUACGGCGUAUCGCCUCCUCGUUACCCCUUGUGACUCCGGUGCGCGCGUUUCGUGGAAAACGGGGAAUUUCUGUGGAUCCUGUCGCAUCGCUGUCCCGACACCGGAAGUGUGAUGACCCUUCCAGCGGGACCGGCUGCAUCGAUCAACGCGGCGACAGCGUGCCUUCGAUCUGGGAUCUGAGUUUCGCGGUCAAGGAUGACCUAAACCGAUGAGCGGAUGAACGAGUAAACCUAGGAAGGAAUUACAAGGGAAACGAGGGUUGUCGAAGGAAGACAUGGUGGUAGAGUGGCUGUGUCCUGGACUUAGGCCGGCCGGAAGCCGUAGGCCACGUCUUCUUCAUUGCAAGGUGAUACUUCUCGACGAGCAUGAGCUGUUGCAAGAUGUUUUGAGCUCGAACCUCGGCCAGGAGUUGCUGGACAGAGUGUUCAGGCAUCUGAAUUUAUUGGAGACCGCUUACUUCGGGCUGCGCUAUCUGGAUCACGGCAAUCAGACGCAAUGGCUCGACCCGAGCAAGAAGAUUGGAAAGCAGCUGAAAGUCCAAAAAGGAGAUCCGAGCUCGGAUGUCCACACCCUCUACUUCGGUGUGAAAUUCUACGCAGCGGACCCCUGCAAACUCAUCGAAGAGAUCACGAGGUACCAGUUCUUCCUUCAAGUCAAACAGGACAUCCUCCAAGGAAGACUGCCAGUGUCGUUCGAUUUGGCCGCGGAACUGGGCGCCUACGUCGUUCAAUCGGAACUCGGGGAUUACGAUCCAAGGAGACACUCCUUAGGCUACGUGACCGAAUUUCGAUUCUUAGCCAAUCAAACUACAGAAUUGGAGAACCGUAUAGUGGAACUUCAUAAAACUCUUGUAGGUCAAUUACCAUCGGCGGCGGAGCUAAAUUACUUGGACAAGGUGAAAUGGCUCGAAAUGUAUGGGGUCGAUUUACAUCCUGUGUUGGGCGAGGACAGCGUGGAAUACUUUUUGGGCCUAACACCCAGCGGGAUUAUAUUGUUGCGCAACAAGACCAAAGUGGGAAAUUACUACUGGCCUCGGAUCAACAAAAUCUAUUAUAAGGGUAGAUACUUCAUGCUGAGGGUCAGCGAGAAGAACUCCGAGGAGAGGACGCACGGUUUCGAGACACCGUCGAAGGGAGCGUGCAGACACCUGUGGAAAUGUUGCCUGGAGCACCAAGCGUUCUUCCGUCUGAUGGCUACUGGACCACCGCCUCUGAGCCCUUACUCACGUUUCCGUUCGUACAGUCCUCCGUCUGGAUCGGAGAAGCACACGGUGAUCAGACGGAAUCCGCCGCCGAUAUUCCAGAGGACUCCUAGCCGUAGAGCGCAACGACGAGUGGUGGAGGGCCAAGAAAUGGUCGGCCCUUUCGUGGAGACACCUGCCACCGUGAACGCGAAUCCAGGCAGUAUUCCACCGAGCGGGAACAUUCUGUGCAGCACCCAAAACGCUAGGCAGGUGAACAACUCGAGUCCCAGGAGCACCAGGAGCGCGCCUUGGACCCAGAGCCAACCUCGGGGUCUUUAUACUUCGUCUAGUCCUCGGUCCGUCCGCUCCGCGGGAACGGCACCGGCACUCUUAAGCAGGCUCCAGCGACGGAGCAGCUCUGUAGAGAGCCAAAGUUCAGGGGACAGUCAUAGUCGCGGUGGUCAUCGUAGAAGAAGUCAUAGUCAUAGUCAUCGGAGACAUAGUCGCCACUCUGAUUGCGAAUCCGAGCUCUCGAGAGGCUCGGAGACCAGGUCAGGCCAUCGUAAGCACCGCAGGAAGCACAGAGGUUCUCGAUCUUCUAGACACGAAUUGGUGGACUCCGAACCGCAAUGGAGGGAAGCGCAGAAGCGGAAGGGCGAAGGAGUCCAACGAGCUGUCGUGAGCCAUACAGAACCUAGAAGGAGGCAUAGGAGUAGACAUCGGAGUCCUUCCCAGAAGCAACAACUGCCAGACGAGCUUAGGAAACAUUUGGAGUUUGGACUGAUCGACACAACAGGAAUGAGCGAGCAGCAACGUCGCGAGAUACCAUACACGGUGGUUCAAUCGCAAAUUGUACAGCAAUGUCCCCUACAGUCUAGCAAUUCUCGAUUGGACGACGCAGACUCGUCGUCCCUGCCUAGAACGAUCGGAUCCGUUGGCAAAAGAAACAGAAGAGUGAUACAGCAUAGUCGCGACGGAAGUUAUAAUUUGCCGCCGAUGAGGCCGAGCCAAGUCGAGACUAAGUACUACGACGGUAAUAGGACUGAGUGCAAUAUGAGGAAGGACUUUUAUUAUACUCGAAACAACAGAAUAUUGAUAGGCAGUAACGUGGACAGUGGCCUCGGGGAAAGCACACCGCAGGAAUUCUCAAGCUGCUGUUCAAGCUCUGCCGACAGCGCUAAACCUACCCGAGUAACGCAAUUGCAAUUAGGGGGAGAGGUACGCUAUGAACUGUCUUCAAACCAAGAAAUCUACCAUCCUGUUGAUACUACUCUGGAUGCUGUUCUGCAGCCCAUUAUAUCAACUUUAACAAGGAGGCAACGAUACCACCCGAAAUGAGCAUCAAGCUUUAAAUAAAUAUAAAAUAGACAUUUAUGCACAUAUUGUAUAUUUAAGGAAGUUUUUAUACCUCAUUCAAAUUAAAUAUCUAUAAUCCCAUCGGUCACUGAAUCUUAUGAAAUGAACCAUAAACAAUGAAUUACA